AUGAACUUUGCACACAUCGAGCAGGCCCAACAAGGCGGACAAAACUACCACUUCGAGGCUCCCCAAAGCAUGGACACAACCGGCCAAGUUGCUCCAAUCGGCAUGAAGCCCAGAGUCACUGCUACACUAUGGGAAGAUGAAUCUACGCUCUGCUUCCAGGUCGAUGUCAAGGGUACAUGUGUUGCCCGCCGCGAAGACAACCACAUGAUAAACGGCACCAAGCUCCUCAACGUCGCAGGCAUGACCCGCGGCCGCCGCGACGGAAUCCUCAAGAGCGAAAAACUCAAGCACGUCGUUAAAAUCGGGCCCAUGCACCUUAAAGGCGUCUGGUACCUCAUCCCCCUCCUCUCCCCUUCCCCUUUCCUUCCUCUCCUAAAUCUCACUAAACAAUUUUGA
This is a messenger RNA of Mollisia scopiformis, 396 nucleotides long. RefSeq names its product DNA-binding domain of Mlu1-box binding protein MBP1. The transcript is spliced from 2 exons. Gene Ontology annotation, cellular component: nucleus. Gene Ontology annotation, biological process: positive regulation of transcription by RNA polymerase II. NCBI's taxonomy places the organism in Eukaryota, Fungi, Ascomycota, Leotiomycetes, Helotiales, Mollisiaceae. The coding region runs from base 1 to 396 and encodes 131 amino acids. Gene Ontology annotation, molecular function: sequence-specific DNA binding; DNA-binding transcription factor activity. The record is from RefSeq and is a predicted model, not a curated record.